Molecule: messenger RNA, 3962 nt
Organism: Vicia villosa (hairy vetch)
Lineage: Eukaryota; Viridiplantae; Streptophyta; Magnoliopsida; Fabales; Fabaceae
Product: putative disease resistance RPP13-like protein 1
Exons: 2
Coding region: 169-3930 (1253 amino acids)
Biological process (GO): defense response to other organism
Molecular function (GO): protein binding; ADP binding
Source: RefSeq, a predicted model, not a curated record
AUGGAGUAUAUUAUUAACUUAUUUUUGUUGACACAAUCAAUCUACGAGUCACUGUAGCAUUUUCUUCUAUACGUUUCAACUUGCAACACUUUACUAAUAAGUCUCCUGUGAAACUGCAUUAUCGUCUACCUUGCAUUGCAUAUUCUUUGUACACUGUUGAACUAAGUUAUGGCGGCUAUUCUUGGAGGAGCACUUCUAUCGGCUUCCAUGGAGAUGUUGGUGAAAAAGAUUGUUUCUAGUGAGUUUCUUGAUUUGUUUCGGAGGACUAAGCUUGACGUUGAGCUGUUGGAUAAGCUGGAGAUAACACUGCUGAGUCUUCAAUCUGUACUUUAUGAUGCUGAGGACAAACAGAUCACUAACCCUGCUGUCAAGAAGUGGCUGGAGAUGUUGCAAGAUGCUGUCUUUGAAGCUGACCAACUGUUCGACGAACUCAACACUGAAGCUUUAAGGUGCAAAGCUGAAGGUGGUCAGGUUCUUAAUAAGUUUUUGUCUUAUUUUAAAAGGUUUAAUAAAAAGAUCAAUUCUAAACUGCAAAAAUUAUUUGAAAGAUUAGAACAUUUGAGAAACCAAAAUCUUGGAUUGAAAGAAACUGUUUCCAGCGGUGUUUGGAGUAUAACUCCUACAAGUCCUUUUUUGGGAGAUGAAUCUGCUAUUUAUGGCAGAGAUGAUGACAAAAAGAAACUCAAAGAGUUUUUGCUGUCAGAGGAUGGUUGUGAUGGUGGAAGUAAAAUAGGAGUGAUUUCCAUUGUGGGUAUGGGAGGGUUAGGAAAAACAACACAUGCUAAUCUCCUUUACAAUGAUCCUGAUGUGAAGGAGAACUUUGAAGUUAGAGGGUGGGCACAUAUUCCAAAAGAUUUUGUUGAGGUCACAGUCACUAAAACAAUUCUUGAAUCUGUCACUCAAAAAACAAUUGCUGAGACUAACUUUGUUAAACUCAAAGUACAAUUGCAGCAAACUUUAAAGGACAAAAUGUUCUUGUUAGUAUUAGAUGAUAUGACGCAUGAAAACUAUCUUGAGUGGAAUAGUCUAAGUGAUAUCUUUAAUGUUGGGCAAAUAGGAAGUAAGGUCAUCAUCACAGGUCGAGAUGAAAGAGUUGCACUACCCACAUUAAAAUCUCUCUAUGUCCACCGUUUAAGCUCUUUGGAAAUUGAAGAUUCCUGGUCUUUACUAGCCAGGCAUGCAUUUGUAGAAAGAAACUACCAACAACACCCCGAUCUAGAAGAAAUUGGUAGAGAAAUUACAAAAAAAUGUGGCGGUUUACCAUUAGCUGCAAUAGCACUUGGGGGUAUUCUCCGGUUCAUGUCACCGGAUCGUUGGAGUGAUGUGUUAAACAGUAGUAUCUGGGAACAGACAAAUGAUGUGGUGCAGCCAGCUCUGCUAUUGAGCUAUCGUUAUCUUCCAACUUCUUUAAAAGGAUGCUUUGCUUAUUGUUCAAUUUUUCCAAAGAAUUCAAUCUUACUGAAAAAGACGGUGGUUCAGUUGUGGAUGGCAGAAGACUUAAUACCUCAGCAGAAUAGUGAGAAAAGUUGGGAAAAAGUAGCUGAAGAAUACUUUGAUGAACUAGUUUCGAGGUCUCUUAUACUUCAACGGUCCAUUGAUGAUAAGUCAGAAGAGUUCAUUGGUGAUGAAAAAGCAUGCUUUGAAAUGCACGACCUCAUCAAUGAUUUAGCUAUGACAGUAUCAUCUCCAUAUUGCACUAGGUUGGACAAACAUAGGCUAGAUGAAAGGGUAGAUAAAAGAGUGAGACACUUGUCAUUCGAUAAGGAAGAAUAUAACUCAUACGAUAAAUUUGAAAUAUUGCAUGGAUUAAAAGGUCUACGAACCUUUCUACCCAUGCCAUUGCAAGAUUCAUCGGAGUAUUCUAAUUCCGUGUUGUCGAAAUUAUUUUCUGAAUUGUUGUCGACAAUGACACAAUUACACGUGUUGUCACUUUCACACUUCGAAAAUAUCACUGAGAUGCCAAAAUCUAUUGGAAAUUUGAUAUAUUUGCGAUACUUGAAUCUCUCUAGCACUCGAAUUGAAAGUUUGCCUUCAGAAACAUGCAAGCUUUACAAUUUGCAGACGUUGUUGUUGUCAAGAUGCGAGGAACUCACUGAAUUGCCAAAAGACAUGGGGAAAUUGGUGAAACUACGCCACCUUGACAUCCGAGGCACUAAAUUGGAGAAAAUGCCGGCACAAAUGUCCAAAUUAAAAAAUCUACAUACAUUGUCUGACUUUAUUGUGAGUAGUGUUAAGGAGUUUGGAUUGGAGAUUGAAGAUCUUGGAAAAUAUCCCCAUCUACGAGGAAGUCUUUCCAUCUCACAACUUGAAAAUGUGAUUGACUCAUCCCAUGCUUCUCAAGCAAACUUGGAGAUGAAAAAAGAAAUUGACGAGUUGGAAUUAAGAUGGUCUCACAUUGUUCCUUCAAACUCACAAAUACAAGUACUCGAAUGGUUGCGUCCGACGACAAAUUUGAAGAGUUUGACCAUCUACAAAUUUGGUGGAGACAAAUUAUCAAAUUGGGUGGGAGAUCCUUUAUUUGUAAACAUGGUGUGUUUGAAGAUCACAAGGUGUAAAAAAAUUUCAGUGCUGCCAUCUCUGGGGAAACUAAGUAAUCUUAAAGAACUCUCAUUUUCUGGGAUGCAUUCACUAAAGAGUGUUGAUACCAUGUUCUAUGGAAGUGGCUCUUCUUCAUUUCAACCAUUUAUCUCUUUAGAGACUCUGAGCUUUGAAGAUAUGCCAGAGUGGGAGCAAUGGAAGUUGAUUGGAGGUACAUCUAUAGAGUUUCCUAGUCUUAUAUGCUUGUCUCUAGACAGCUGUCCAAAACUGAAAGAAAACAUACCUAGCAACCUUCCUAAGCUUGAAAGUUUGUCACUUAAACAUUGUCCCAAACUUGAAGGGAUGACACCCAACAAUCUUCCUUCUCUUGCCGUCCUUAGCUUAAGUGAUUGUCCCUUAUUGAUGGGGUCAAAACAUUCUAUCACAAACCCACCAUCUGGCUUAUUCAGCCAAUUGGUGAUUUGUCUCAAUUCUCUUCAAAAGUUGACCUUAUACAAUAUUCCAUCUCUAACAUCCUUUCCGAUAGACGGUCUUCCAAAAACCUUACGAUCUCUCUCUAUCACUCUUUGUAGGAACCUGGAGUUCUUUUCUCAUGAAUCUUUUCAUAAUUACUCAUCACUCGAGGAAUUGGAGAUAUCCAAUAGUUGUGAUUCAAUGACAUCAUUUACCUUGGGCUCUCUCCCUGUCCUCAAAAGUCUACAUAUUUCCGAUUGUAAACAUUUAAAAUCCAUAUCAAUAGCAGAAGAUGCAUCCGAACCAAAUCUAGUGUUUCUUAGAAUCAUCGCAAUAGGGGUAUGUGAUGAACUGGAGUCAGUUUCCUUAAGUCGAUUACCCAUUCCUAAACUCAGUUAUUUAAGUUUGUGGGGUUGUAAGAAGUUAAGUUCUCUACGAUUCACUCUAACUAGCCUUCAAGAAAUGGCAAUUCAUCACCUUCCAAAUCUGCAAUCUUUUCCCAUAGAUAUGCUUAUCAAUUUGCGGGAACUGUCGGUCGGCAAUGUUGGAGGGAUUUUGUGGAAUAUAACUUGGCAACAUCACACUUCUCUUUCAAAGCUGGCUAUUUGGGGUGAUGAUAUUGUGAAGGCGCUGAUGGAAAGCCAAGUUCCGUUUCUACCCACUAAUCUCGUUUCCUUACGUAUCUAUGGUUUUGAAGAUAUAGAAUGCUUGGAUGGGAAGUGGCUUCAACAUCUCACCUCUCUCCAUACACUUGAUAUUGGUUAUGCACUCAAGCUCAAGUCGUUGCCAGAAAAGGGGGAAUUGCCUUGCUCUCUUAAAAAACUGCAUAUCAAUUAUUGUCCGUUGUUGGAAGCAAAUUUGCAGAGGAAGAAAGGGAAAGAGUGGCGUAAGAUUUCUCACAUUCCCAUAAUAUAUGUAAACGACGAAAUCAUUGAAUGAGUAUUACAUAAAGGUGAGUCACGAAAAUACAU